Messenger RNA from Knipowitschia caucasica, 429 nucleotides. The record is from the annotation of a GenBank genome assembly. NCBI's taxonomy places the organism in Eukaryota, Metazoa, Chordata, Actinopteri, Gobiiformes, Gobiidae.
AUGCGCAGCGGCUCCUCCUCUUUGCCCGUCUCUGUCAUGGCGCCUACACAGAGGAAAGCGACUGUGGGGAAAAGUGGAAAGAAGAAGAAGCAGCUGCUGAAGUUCACCCUGGACUGUACCCAUCCUGUGGAGGACGGCAUCAUGGACGCGGCCAACUUUGAGCAGUUCCUUCAGGAGCGGAUCAAAGUGAAUGGAAAGGCCGGGAACCUGGGCGGAGGCGUGGUGUCCAUCGAGAGGAGCAAGAGUAAGAUCACUGUGUCGUCUGAGGUUCCCUUCUCCAAGAGAUACCUGAAGUACUUGACCAAGAAGUACCUGAAGAAGAAUAAUCUGCGUGACUGGCUCCGUGUCGUGGCCAACAGCAAAGAGAGCUACGAGCUGCGAUACUUCCAGAUCAACCAGGACGAGGAAGAGGAGGAGGACGAAGACUGA